UGCCACCGUAAGCAGAUUACUUUUGCGCUGCCUGUGUCAAAUACGUAGUUCACUUUGCCUCUCCAUCAUGUUUAGGAUGCUGAAACACCACCUUCACCCGGGCAUUUUUCUCUUGUUCAUAUGGCUUUGUCACCUCAUGGAACAUCAAAAAGUUCAAGCUGGGAACUGCUGGCUGCAGCAGGGGAAGAACGGGAGGUGCCAGGUGCUCUACAUGCCCGGGAUGAGUAGGGAGGAGUGCUGUCGGAGUGGAAGACUGGGGACGUCCUGGACCGAGGAGGACGUCCCCAACAGCACGCUCUUUAGGUGGAUGAUCUUCAAUGGCGGAGCCCCCAAUUGCAUACCUUGCAAAGGUGGAGAAACCUGCGAUAAUGUUGACUGUGGGCCCGGGAAGAGGUGCAAGAUGAACAGAAGAAGCAAGCCGCGUUGCGUGUGCGCACCAGACUGCUCCAACAUCACCUGGAAGGGACCGGUCUGCGGCUCAGACGGCAAGACCUACAAGGACGAAUGCGCGCUGCUGAAGGCUAAAUGCAAAGGCCACCCCGACCUGGACGUGCAGUACCAGGGGAAGUGCAAGAAAACGUGCCGUGACGUCCUGUGCCCCGGAAGCUCCACAUGCGUGGUGGACCAGACAAAUAACGCAUAUUGUGUGACGUGUAAUCGGAUUUGCCCCGAGGUGACGUCGCCUGAGCAGUACCUGUGUGGAAACGACGGGAUCGUCUAUGCCAGCGCGUGUCACCUGAGAAGAGCGACCUGUCUCCUUGGCAGAUCCAUUGGAGUGGCAUAUGAGGGAAAAUGCAUCAAGGCCAAGUCGUGUGAGGACAUCCAAUGCAGCGCGGGGAAGAAGUGUCUGUGGGAUGCUCGGAUGAGCCGGGGCCGCUGCUCGCUGUGUGAUGAGACCUGUCCGGAGAGCAGGACGGAUGAGGCAGUGUGCGCCAGCGACAACACCACAUAUCCCAGCGAGUGUGCCAUGAAGCAAGCUGCUUGUUCUAUGGGGGUGCUGCUGGAAGUCAAGCACUCGGGAUCUUGCAACUGUAAGUAAACAACAAAAGCAAAAUAUGAGAAAAAAAUGAAACAAAACACCCUCCUCCCUCUCCAAGCAAAAGACAUUAUUCCAUGUUGCUUCCCCAACAAAAACCUCCCCUGAAAGUGCCCCCAACCCAUCCCAACUUCCCCCAAACUCCCACCCCAGCCACACCACCAAGCACAGCUUAAGCAAGCAGAAAGGACUUGGGAAUAGAAGAACUUGCAUGAUGUUGUCUUUGUCGCUGGCUUUUGUUCUUGUGUUCUUGUUGUUUUUUUUAUUUUACUUUUUUUUUCAAUUCUUCUGCAAAACAAAAUAACAGAAAGGUGAAUGAAAAAGCAUCAAUAUAAAUAUAUCAGCAGACUCUAUCCAGGGGUCUGGGAAAAGCUAACUACAUUAAACUAACACAAAUAAUAAAGGAGACUAAUUUUGUUUGCAGUGGAACAAUCCUAGUUACGUUUAUGGUCAUGCUAGUGACCUGCAGUAGCAGGUUGCCUUAAGACUAAUGCAGUUUUUUUGUUUGUUUGUUUUUUAAAGUCAGGAAUGGUUUAUAUUGAUGACAGUGGUCAUAUCUUUACAGCUUGUAAAUUCCAUGGUCACAUUGCUAAUUUCAAGUAUAUUUGUGUUUUUGUAUUCUUUUACUUUUUGUUGCUUUUGGCUGUAAUCAAUCAAUUCAAAAUGCACUGCCUCUUGUGACAUACACCACACUGCCAACAUGUCAAUAAGAACAGAACACUUCUACUCACAUGAUGCGCAUAAGGUGAUUGUAAAAUUGGUGCCAUGUUAGUGACGAUGACGAUGUCUUCAACGCUGACAUUCACGUAGACUGCUUAUCUGUAGAGCCAUUCAUGCGCUCGCAAAUCUGUGGGUGCGCCGUCAAAUCGAACAACAGCCUCGAGGAAGUAUCAAAUUUACAUUCCAAGAAGGGUGUCUCCUUGUUAGCUUCUCUCUCCCGACUGAGUACCUUAAUGUGAUGUGCCUAAGGUAUGCAACGGAAACCAAGGGACCAACUUUAUGAUCACCUCAGCAGCUAAAUAUCCAUGUGUUACUUCACAGUGUGCAGGAUAAGCAUAAGAAGCUUGUAGAACCGCGCUCUCUUACUUCUCAUCUCACCAUUAGGGAAAAAAGUUAACAUUUACCAGCUAACUUUUUAUUGUUCGUGCUGUUCCCAGUGAAUGUGUUGUCUACCAGAACAUGUAUCAGAAACUACAAAUCCGUUUGGAUUGAUGAGGGACUGCCUGUUUUUUUUUUUCUUUUUGUAUUGUCACUCUUGCUCUUGCUUGUGUGCUUUUUUCUUUUCUUUUUUUUUUUUACGUGUCCGAUGUAAAUCUCCUCUGUAAAAAGAAAAUACCUCAGAACUGUGUUGAUGAUCUCUGACCUGCUUGCUAAGGCCAGGCUGUGACACAGAGUCCUCCCUCCCUGUACGUUUGAGCCAGAAACUUAAAUAAUAAUCAGAGCAAAGAAAAUCCGAGAACACAAGAGCACUUUUUUUGUGUUAUGUGUGUCUGCUUUCAGGAAUCUGCCCAAAAGAGACCCGAGCCACUGGAACCAUCAGUGCCCCUAUACCCCCCCUUCCCCACAAUCCACCUUGUGACCCCCAACCCCCCAACCUCCAACCUCUCUACCACCCCUCUUCUCCAUCAUCCCACUUUUUUCUCUUGUUGCAGCCCUGACUUGCUAGAUUAUGUAAAUGCCAGUUGCAUAAUUGGGGAUGCCACAGUAAUUGUUGAUGCCAAGUCACACAGACCCUUCCUCACACACACACACAAACACACACACAAACAUAAACAUACACACACGUUCACAAAAAAAUAACAACUAGGAGGCUGUGUGCCAGUGGCUUUGCUGUGAGCUUUUUUUUUGAGAGCAUUCAGUGAUAUUCUACGCUGUUGUGGUCCAUAUUCAUACAACAGCUACCAUAUAUUCUCCCACAUAGCCAUUACAGAAGACCAGGAGGAGGAUGAGGAAGAUGAGGACUCAGACUACAUGGCCUAUGUCCAUAUAUCUUCUAUACUGGAUGGAUAGGCCCCCAUCACUAGGGGAACAGUCCUAGGGCAAGGAAUCAUGUCCAUACUGUACAUUAUGUGUAUGCUUAUUUAUUUUUUAAAGAAAAAGGAAGUAUACAUAUAGUUCAGUCUGCUAGAUGUUUAUUUAUACUUUUUUGUGUUUUAUAAUUUAUACAUUUACAAUGUCAGGCUUACUAUCUACCAUGAUAUAUUGUGUUACCACUCAUUUCCCCCUUUUUGUUGUUGUCCCUUUUACUUUCUUUUUUUAUCAUGAAGAAAUAUAUUUGUCCAAAGAGAAGCAGUGUUAUUUAUUUGUCAUGUUACCGUGUAAGUAUAAGUCCUCUACAAGCUGUAAAUUGCAUUCCCUGAGCUGUAAAAAUCUGCUUGUUUCUGUCAAAUCUCUAUCACAGAUGUUUAUGUCACACAUACGUAAAUGCAUGUUUAGGCUGUGUGUUUAUUUAUUGGGAAUAUAUCAAUCAUUUUAUGUACAGAAGUGUUUCUGGUUUGUUUACAACUCAUAAUAACUGACCAAAGGGAUUCUCUCAAUGGUUUUGCAAAAGAGCAUUGUAAAAGUUGCAACACAGCAGUGAUGAAAUGGAAGAGAAAAAAAAGAGCCAUUUGUUUUUUAAUGUUUUUUUCUUUUUUUGUGGUUUCUCUCUUCAGUUUUAGCCCUUUAGAUUUGAUUCCACACGGAGACAACAACUUUAGACAUUAUUCUAUAGCAUUUAUUUUGUCUCACCACAUUAGAGCAGAGGUAAGUUUUGGACAAUACUUGAUUAUUGUGGAAACAAUGUGCCAUUAACAUUUGUGUGCUGUCUUCUUGCCAACGUGCUCCAUAUUGCUCUCGCAGAGCUAAAAUAGGACUAAUAUACUGCAGUACUCGACACUAUAUCAGACUUCACUUUGUUUCUUUAUGGGUUUUUUUUUUCCUCAGAAUGCAUUUUUAUUUUCAAACAUCACAAGAGAAAUACAAAAUUCUGUUAUGAAUAUAUAGUUUUGUAUUUUUUAUGUAAAUGUCAUAUGUACAUACAAAGUUUGAUGGUAUUUGUACAGAUAUGAAGAGUGAA
This is a messenger RNA of Chelmon rostratus (copperband butterflyfish), 4094 nucleotides long. It is a transcript of the gene fsta, whose product is annotated as follistatin a. The record is from RefSeq and is a predicted model, not a curated record. Gene Ontology annotation, molecular function: protein binding; activin binding. Lineage: Eukaryota; Metazoa; Chordata; Actinopteri; Chaetodontiformes; Chaetodontidae. The coding region runs from base 68 to 1039 and encodes 323 amino acids. Gene Ontology annotation, biological process: regulation of BMP signaling pathway; multicellular organism development; negative regulation of activin receptor signaling pathway. The transcript has 5 exons.